Molecule: messenger RNA, 2146 nt
Organism: Benincasa hispida (wax gourd)
Lineage: Eukaryota; Viridiplantae; Streptophyta; Magnoliopsida; Cucurbitales; Cucurbitaceae
Product: putative lysophospholipase BODYGUARD 1
Source: RefSeq, a predicted model, not a curated record
AAAAGAAAAAAAAAAAAAAAAAAAAAAAAAAAAAAAAAAAAAAAAAAAAAAAAAAAAAAAAAAAAACUUGUAUCCAAGUCUACAAAAUCCCAUUUGCCAAGCAGAGAUUGUUUGCCCUCCUUCUCUCCCCAAAGGGAAGUUCAACCACCACCCACCUUCUUUUUCCUUUCUCCUCAACAGAUGGCUUUAAAUAAAACAAUGAAUUCAUUAUUAUUUCAUCUGCUAUCUGCUACUCCCUGACUAUUUAUCUCUCUCUCUCCAAAAAAAAAAGUCAAUUUUUUUUUUUUUUUUUUUAAAAAUUAUCAAUGAAGAAAUUACAAAACAGGUAGAGAGAAAGUUAAACUCUUUUUUAUAUCUCCAAAAUCAUUAGUCUCUUUCUAUCAAAAUGUUAUCAAUAUCUUCUUCUUCUUCUUCUUCUUCUUCAAUGGCCAAAUCAGCCAAAUGGGUUUUCAAAUCAAUUGGCCAUUUCACAAAUGAAGUCGUAAGCAUUUUUCUCUUCUCUCUUCUUGACAUCUUCGACAUUGUGUUAUGUUUUGUUUACAAAAUGGCUGAUUUCUUCUUUGAAUCCCAAUGGAAACCUUGUUAUUGUUCUUCCCAUAAAGAAGCUAUUACAAGUAGUGAUGGGAAUAAGGUUUUGGUCUCUCAAAAAAAUGUCUUGUCUUUGUCCACUAAACUUCAGCUUGAAGAAGUUUCUGAUACUCUUUAUACUCGUCCUUCUUAUCUCUCUGAGAUAUCUAAGGUUAUGCCUUUUCUUGUUGGUUCCACGACGACCACCGCGGUUGGGUCGACGUUUACUGUUAAUUCCACCAUUGUUGAAAUGCUUCAAGACAAGAUCAAUGGUGGCCAAAAUCCUAGAUGGUCGGACUGUGAUUGUAAACCUUGUACUCGUUGGUCUUCUUCCCCUAAACAAUCGCUCUUUGUUCGUUCGCAUGGACUGAAAGAUCACCCACGUGAAGACGUACUGUUCAUUCAUGGCUUCAUUUCUUCAUCGGCUUUCUGGACGGAAACCCUUUUCCCAAACUUCUCGGAGUCGGCUAAAUCGUCAUAUCGGUUCCUCGCCGUUGAUCUUCUCGGCUUUGGUCAAAGUCCGAAACCGGCUGAUUCACUCUACACAUUGAAAGAGCACGUCGACAUGAUCGAAACCUCGGUUCUCGAAGCGUACAAAGUCAAGUCCUUCCACAUCGUUGCUCAUUCCCUCGGCUGCAUUUUGGCCCUCGCUUUAGCCGUCAAGCAUCCCAGCUCUAUCAAGUCAUUAACACUGCUUGCACCGCCAUAUUAUCCGGCACCAAAGGGUGUAGAACCGAGCCAAUACGUGAUGAGGAAGGUUGCGCCGCGGCGGGUGUGGCCGCCGAUAGCCCUAGGGGCGUCGAUAGCUUGCUGGUAUGAGCACAUCUCAAGGACGGUGUGCCUACUCAUAUGCAAGAACCAUCGCUUUUGGGAGUUUCUAACCAAACUUGUCACCAGAAAUAGAAUAGAAUCAUUUUUAGUGGAGGGUUUCUUCGCCCACACGCACAACGCCGCGUGGCACACACUCCACAACGUCAUAUGUGGAACCGGUGGAAAGAUAGAGAGAUAUUUGGACGCCGUCCGAGAGCGCGUGAACUGCCACAUCAACAUAUUCCACGGCAGCGACGACGACGUAGUUCCGGUAGACUGCAGCUACAACGUGAAGGCGCGUGUACCAAAGGCGCGUGUGAAUGUUGUGCAAAACAAAGACCACAUUACAAUCGUAAUUGGAAGACAAAAAGCCUUUGCUAGAGAGCUUGAGGAAAUUUGGAGCAAUUCAAACGCUUAAAUAAAAAAAAUAAUAGUAAUGAAGCAAAUAUUAUUAUUACUGUUAUUAUUAAUAUAUCUUAAUCGUAAAUUAAAAGUUUUUUUUUUAAAAAAAAAAAAAAGAAGAAGAAGAAGAGAAAUGGACGAUAUUAAAAAUUUAAAUAACCUCAAAAGAAGGUUUUAAGAGAGUUAUGUAAUUCUUUUUCUUUAGUAAUGUGUAAAAAGUUUGUAUUUUGUGAGGCCAAAGCCGUGUGAAAGUAUUUGAAAUACCCCAUAAUAUUGGGUGUACUUCGAAAUUGAUGUUUAGCAAUAAAAAAAAUGUCAAUCAUAUAUAAAUAUUUAGUAAUUUAUAAAAUAUUAGGGGAUUUAUUAA